GGUGCCGGCGGGAAGGUUGUAGCGCGGUGCAUUGCUGCACUCUCGCCGGGUUCUGCGUGGGCGCGCCCCCCUGCACGGCGGCGACCGGACAGCGGGCUUUCUCCAGGCUCCUCGCAUUCCGGAUGAUUGUAAAGUCCUGAUCAGUGGCCACUGAAUAUAAUUGACACAGAAUAGGAAGAUGGCAGCAAAUCCUUCAGGACAAGGUUUUCAAAAUAAAAAUAGAGUUGCAAUUUUGGCUGAACUGGACAAAGAGAAAAGAAAAUUACUUAUGCAGAACCAAUCUUCAACAAGCCACCCUGGAGCUAGCAUCUCCCUCUCCAGACCCUCUCUUAAUAAGGACUUCCGGGACCAUGCUGAGCAGCAGCACAUCGCCGCCCAACAGAAGGCAGCUUUGCAGCAUGCUCAUGCACAUUCAUCUGGUUACUUCAUAACUCAAGACUCUGCAUUUGGGAAUCUUAUUCUCCCUGUUUUACCUCGCCUUGACCCUGAAUGAAGAAAGUGCCUGUGAUAAGGGACCUUGUAAUAUCAAAUGUCAAAGUUCUCACUCAGCUCUAUACAAACUGACUUUCAGAACUUUGGAGAACUUAGCUUUUGUUUCUUUAAAGAAAGGAAUAAGUGAGGGAAAGAGAAGAGGAGCUGGGCGCUGAGACCUUGGGGAGCGGCGGCGGCGAGGACCUGACUGUGCUGGCCGAGACAUUGGACUUCUUUGUAUUGCCAUUGGACUCUCCCUUGGACUCAGAAUCACUUAGUCUCAUGAAAUCUGCAUCACCUUCAACAAGUUGGACUGAAUUAUCAUGUGGGAAGCCCUGGGUUUGACCCCAUCACUGCACAUACAAGCUCUGACGACGGACGGCCCAUGCCUGUGAUCUCAGCACUAGGGGAAUAGAGGCAGGAGAUUGGAAGUUCAAGGCCAUCCUUGCCUAGGUAGUGAUUUUGAGACCAGUCUAAGGUAUAUGAGACUGUGCCUCAAAAAUAACCACAAUCUCCC
Molecule: messenger RNA, 988 nt
Organism: Mus pahari (shrew mouse)
Lineage: Eukaryota; Metazoa; Chordata; Mammalia; Rodentia; Muridae
Gene: Inip
Product: INTS3 and NABP interacting protein
Exons: 5
Coding region: 179-493 (104 amino acids)
Biological process (GO): DNA repair
Cellular component (GO): nucleus; SOSS complex; nucleoplasm
Source: RefSeq, a predicted model, not a curated record